AUGCCCUUAAUGGCUAGCAUCCAGCAUUCUAUACUCCUCAUACUCUUCUCCACGCACACUUACGCCCUCGUAACAACAACCCCACUACAAUCCCAAGACAAUUCAGACAAUCCAUGGUCUACUGAAGCCAUCCUAGGCCUAGCAGCUAUUGUAGUAGCAGUCAUAUGCUGCAUAGUUAGUCUUGCCUGUCCUACAGUCUUCCAACGAUAUAGAUGGCGUCGUGCUUCCCAAUCACUGCUUCCACAGUCGGCAUAUGUGCCUGGUUCUUUCGGCCAGCAGCCCUGGCUGCAGCACCCCGUGAUCGCGCACCACCACUACUACGUCCGUGUUGACCGGGCGGAUAUCCUGAUGGGGGGGGAUUCGUGGAGCAUCAUCUCACUGAUACUGAAUUCUAAUACUGAUCACCACUGUCAGCCGCUACUGCUACUCGCUACUUCCCCCACUCUACUAUUCGUGAUAAGCUACGCUGAGCGCAAGGAGCAAAGCACACCAUCACUACCUAGACCCGCGUCGCAAGCCGGAAGCCACCACGAUGAACCGGUUCCAUCUAACAGUGUAACAAGCCUGUCGGCAGCAGGAGUGAGGAAGUCGAGUCGUGCUUAA
Molecule: messenger RNA, 603 nt
Organism: Boeremia exigua
Lineage: Eukaryota; Fungi; Ascomycota; Dothideomycetes; Pleosporales; Didymellaceae
Exons: 2
Coding region: 1-603 (200 amino acids)
Source: RefSeq, a predicted model, not a curated record